UAAAAUGUCAUUCACAUUACACACGUUCGAGAACUAUUUAAAAACAGAAACGGAGAUUGAAAAACAAGAACUAUUCUUUAUUUUUAUCAAAAAUGUACAUUUGCUAAAUUAAGUAUUGAUCUCAACUCACAGGCAAGUCGUCAAGUUAGAAUUUAGGUUCGAAAUAAACCUUAGCACAUAAUAAUUUUAUAUAAUAGGAAAAUAUUUGACACCUACUUAACCUCAAAAAUUGCAAUCACAACAUCCUCUUCGUUUUAUUUAAACCAAGAUGGUAGCAACUGCUACACUUGCAAAAGUAGCUGUCUAUGGAGCAUGUGGUAUUUCCGCAUUUGGACUGUUUGCACACUAUCAUACCGAAAAUAGUGUACGCAAAUCUUUAUGCUACAAAGAAGCUAUGGACUGCUUAUGUGAUCAUCCUGAGGCUCAACAACAAUUGGGUAAAUCAAUAUCGGGUGGUAAGAUUGACUAUAAAAAUGGAGUUGGGUAUGAUUCAGAAACGGAGAAAUUUUGGUACAGUCUUCCAGUAACAGGAUCAAAAGCGAGAGGGAAUAUGACUUACUAUGUUAAUAAAGUUGAAGAAGAGGAUCGAAAUUAUAAAGUUUCUAGAAUUGAAUUAGAAGUGGAUCACAUAAAAGAUAAAAUAUUGUUAAUAAAAAAGGAGUCUGUGUAAUUGUAUAUUAAAUAGUUUAUCAAUUA
Leptopilina heterotoma is the source of this 696-nucleotide messenger RNA. RefSeq lists its product as uncharacterized. Gene Ontology annotation, biological process: mitochondrial respiratory chain complex I assembly; mitochondrial respiratory chain complex IV assembly. The transcript is spliced from 2 exons. Gene Ontology annotation, cellular component: mitochondrial inner membrane. The record is from RefSeq and is a predicted model, not a curated record. NCBI's taxonomy places the organism in Eukaryota, Metazoa, Arthropoda, Insecta, Hymenoptera, Figitidae. Bases 269 to 670 code for a protein of 133 amino acids.